AUGCACACCUCCGGCGGUCUCCGAAGCGAAGAGGCCAGCGACGCGGCAUGGGAAGCCGGACGGGGCGCCGUGGUGGGAGCUGCAAAAUGGGGGUUCUUCUCAGCUAUCCUGGGGGGCGUGGGAUGGAGGAUAAGUCCGAUAUAUAAGGGGCUGACUAUCCAGUUCAAAGUAUGUCAGGUAGGUAAUAUACGGACGCAGCUCGGCCGCAUGUGGAACGUGAAAUGGAAAGCUAAUUGUGUUUCUAUGUUGAAAGGCAUGAUUCUCGGUGCUUGCUUGGAAGCUGAUCAGAGGGUAAGGGAGUAUGAGGCGAAGGUGCGGAUGCAUAAGAGGAUGGUGCGGGAUCGCGCGGUGUGGGAGAGCUACGAGAAGGAGUUUAAGGAGCCUUCUGAGAAGAAACCCUGA
Molecule: messenger RNA, 402 nt
Organism: Drepanopeziza brunnea f. sp. 'multigermtubi' MB_m1
Lineage: Eukaryota; Fungi; Ascomycota; Leotiomycetes; Helotiales; Drepanopezizaceae
Source: RefSeq, a predicted model, not a curated record